Paramuricea clavata is the source of this 1311-nucleotide messenger RNA. The record is from the annotation of a GenBank genome assembly. Lineage: Eukaryota; Metazoa; Cnidaria; Anthozoa; Malacalcyonacea; Plexauridae.
AUGUUGCACCGCCAAGUAGAAUCAGGUUGCAAAGAUGAACGGUUGGUUUUAGUUGUCCCCAGAAAAAUGAGAGGCAAUGUUCUGGACUUGUCUCACAACAAUCUAUGUUCGGGACACAUGGGUGUUACUCGCUGUGUGGAAUGUUUACAACGCCAGUAUUAUUGGCCUGGGAUGUCAUCCGAAGUACAGCUCUGGAUAGCAGAGUGUGAGCUGUGUACUCGCCGGAAACCUCCAGUUUCUACCCAAAGAGCCCCAAUGCAAAGUAUCCCCGUUGCAAAACCAAUGGAACUGUGGGCCAUGGAUAUCAUGGGUCCACUACCAGUGACUGCUCGAGGCAACCAAUAUGUACUUGUGAUGUGGGUUGAGGCUGUACCGAUGGCUAACCAGUGCGCAGAUACUGUAGCUAGAGCGCUUGUUGAUCAAGUGAUUACUCGCCACGGAAUCCCAGACAGGAUCUUGACUGACCAGGGGAGAAAUUUCGAGUCUGACCUGAUGAAGAAAGUAAUGCAGCUCCUUGGUGUAAAGAAAUUGCGGACCUCGCCGUACCAUCCCCAAACCGAUGGACAAGGAGAGCGAUUUAAUCGCACCUUAAAGGGGAUCCUGACAUCAUAUGUUAACGACGACCACAACGAUUGGGACAUUCAUCUACAACUAGCGUUGUUCGCCUAUCGGACGAGCAUACACAGAUCAUCGGGCGUUUCACCUUUCAAAGCUGUCUAUGGUCGUGAAGCUGUCUCUCCAUUAACACUGAUUGAUGGAGAAAAUAUGUCAACCAGAGGCUUAUCAGGAAACUAUUGUGACGAGCUCGAGCAGACCUUACGUAAGGUGCACAAACAUGUUGCGAAUAACAUCAGCCUAGCCCAGAAGAGACAAAAGGAAGACUAUGACAAAGCGACUAAAGUCGAGAGCACACAGCUUAAGCCGGGAGAUCGGGUGUGGCUAAAUAGUAAAGCGAUUCCGAAGGGGAAAAGUCGUAAGUUUCACCAAGAGUGGACAGGACCGUACGAGGUACUUUGCCAACUGGGUCGCGUCAAUUACCACAUCAAGCCGGAAGGGGGAAAAGCAAAGACGAAAGUGGUACAUCAGAACCGUUUGAAGAGGUUAGAGAGUCGUUCGAAUUCAGAACUACCCAAGAUCAAUGAGCUCAAUGAGCCGGUGAUAACUCAUCAUGAGGAAGAACAGUUAACUGUACCGCAAGAGACACCAACUACUGUUAGAGGGCUGCGCCGUUCGACUCGUGUACGUCGACAGCCGGAUCGGUAUCAAGACUUUACUUUAGAAGAUGUCGAGAUCGAGGACGCUCUCUUUUAA